AUGAAGAAUCACGACCACCGCGGCGGCGGCGGAAAGGGUAGGGAAAAGGAAGAGAUGGCGGCGGCCAGGAGAGAGAGUAGCAGAAGAGCGGGAACAGAUGACGACGCUGCGGUGGAGGAGCUGCUUCGAUCUGCUCAAGACGAGAUUAUGCUGAAGCUUUCCGUAGAUUCUCACAUCUCGAAGACUCCCAACGGCAGCGAUUCCCUGCCUUCCGAUCUCCGCCGUCGACUUGACGCCCUAAAAUCAGUUCCUGCCUCCACAUCCUCCGCCGCCCUCAAAUCGGCUUCUGCUUCCUCGUCCGCCGUUGCAUCCGCUGGGCAAUCGCAGGACGAUCUCAUGGCCAGAUUCGAUGCUCUCAAGGUCAAAGGCAGAAGCGGCAGUGGAGCUGCUCCUGUUCUUCCUUCCCCUGAUCUCACCGGAAGCGGAGGAUUCUGUACCGUAGACGAAGACGACGAGGAGGAUGAGGUGGAGAAGAUUAUUAGGUGGGCCAAGGAUGCUGCCCGUCUGGAUCCUUCUCCGCCGUCCGACGACGAUGACGACUGCCACAGCGAUGAUGACGAUGACGGGGAUGUAACUGAAUAA
Linum tenue is the source of this 582-nucleotide messenger RNA. The record is from the annotation of a GenBank genome assembly. Lineage: Eukaryota; Viridiplantae; Streptophyta; Magnoliopsida; Malpighiales; Linaceae.